Messenger RNA from Salarias fasciatus (jewelled blenny), 5002 nucleotides. RefSeq names its product par-6 family cell polarity regulator alpha (gene pard6a). The record is from RefSeq and is a predicted model, not a curated record. The transcript has 6 exons. Lineage: Eukaryota; Metazoa; Chordata; Actinopteri; Blenniiformes; Blenniidae. Gene Ontology annotation, biological process: establishment or maintenance of cell polarity; centrosome cycle; regulation of cellular localization. Bases 309 to 1619 code for a protein of 436 amino acids. Gene Ontology annotation, cellular component: nucleus; cell cortex; apical plasma membrane. Gene Ontology annotation, molecular function: protein binding.
GACGCUCCAGUGUGACCCUCGACGUGGCCUGUUAUUGCGGUAUUAUUACGGCCCGCCCCCUCCGCCGGUUGCUCCAGUCUCACCGGGAGGAGCGGAGGAGGAGGAGGACGGGUUACUCCGGCACCUCCAUCCCAGACUGGAUCUACCGGAUUCCACCUGUCGUGAGCGCGGCGCGCGAACCCGGAGCUCCGCGAGCCUGCGGCUUUUCUCCACGCCGAGACCCGCUGAAGCCGCGGCGGUAGCCGCGGGGAUUCUGUCAUCUCGCCCGGGAACCAAGCGGAGGACAACGCGGAGGAUAAAUCCGGUGGAUGGUUUUGUCCGCAGUGCCUGAUCCAGGGAGCGAACUCGGGAGCAGGAUGUCCAGACAGCAGCCGCCGCUGCCGCAGCAGCCGCUGCAGCGGGGCUCCGUCAAGCGCUCCGACAACCUGAUAGAGGUCAAGAGCAAAUUCGAGGCAGAGUACCGUCGCUUUGCUCUGAAGAGGAACGGCCCCGGCGGCUUCCAGGAGUUCUACCGCCUGCUGCAGAGCGUCCACCACAUCCCCGGCGUGGACGUGCUGCUGGGCUACGCCGACGUGCACGGGGACCUCCUCCCCAUCAACAACGACGACAACUUCCACAAGGCGGUGUCGCUGGCCAAUCCGCUGCUCCGGAUCAUCAUCACCAAGAAAGAGGACGAACCUGUAGUUUUCGGCACGAACUCCCUCCAGCGCCGUAAGAAGGGGCUCGGCCUAUCAGGACUGCGCACUGCCACUUUAGGCUCCGCCCACUCCAAGAACAAGUCGGGCCUCCUGAUCGGACGGCCGCAGGACUUCCGACAAAUCUCCUCCAUCAUCGACGUGGACAUCCUGCCGGAGACCCACCGGCGGGUGCGACUGCACAAGCACGGCACCCACAAGCCACUGGGCUUCUACAUCCGUGACGGGGUGAGCGUGCGCGUGACGCCGCAGGGCGUGGAGAAGGUUCCUGGAGUCUUCAUCUCUCGUCUGGUGCGAGGCGGGUUAGCCGAGAGCACGGGGCUGCUGGGAGUGAACGACGAGAUCCUGGAGGUGAACGGGAUCGACGUGGCGGGGAAGUCUCUGGACCAGGUCACAGACAUGAUGGUGGCCAACAGCCACAACCUGAUCGUCACCGUCAAGCCGGCCAACCAGCGGAACAACGUGGUGCAUCGUGGGAGCAAGGCCUCGAUGGGGAACUCCGGCUCUGUGGGCUCGGCUGGAUCGACGGGCUCGGCUCUGUCGCACGACUCCCCGAGCCCCGCCUCCCAGAGCAACCCCAUCACUGCGAGCAACAGCAUCGCGGAGGGAGAGAGCGAAGACGACGAGGACGACGGCGACAUCAUUCUGGAGAACGACUGCAUGACGUCCUACGAGUCGCACCGGUCGGCCCACGGCAACGCCGCCGCCCUCAGCAGAGACUCAGCCAGCAACGGGCCGAACCCCCCCGUCGCCGCCGCCGGCCGGCCGCUCCCGCAGAGCGUCUCGUUACCCAACAGCAUCUUGGCGUCGCUGAGCGACGGCGCCGCCACGUCCAAUCACAACGGGAACCCCACCCACGCCGGCGCCGCCACCAGCGGCAGCCAGCAGAGCAUGAGAGAGGACGGCACCAUCAUCACCCUGUAACCGUGGCGACGCGGACGCCGCCGCCGCACCCGGGACCGCUUACGGGCGCGGCGCCGUAACCAUGGCAACCAGCCUCCGCGGCGUCUCUUCCUCUUUCCAGGUUCUUCCUGUCGGUUCCUCCUCCUCGUCACACUGCAGCCACACGUCAGAGUCACCGAGCGCCGCCGGGUUCUAGCUGGGGGUCACGGGAAGGUCACGGCAGGAGGGAGUCGCUCUGGUCCUUGCAAAGCCAUACGUCUGUGACGUGAUCAGCGGCGCCACAAACUGUUCACAGCGGCUCCACGCAGUAUUGUGCGAAUCGAUGCCACAGGUCAGAGCAGCACGGCGGCCAGUGGAGGGCGGCCGUCCGUCCACCGCAGGUUCAUGACCUGAUCAGUGAUCAUCAUGAAAUGGUUUGGGGAGUUUCGAAUGUAGUAAAGCUAAUAGAGAAUCAAUAGAGAGUGUAUCCUUCGUUAUGUCAUCCUCGAUCCAUAUUUUUGAUAAAAAACUCCCAAAAAAGAGUUUUCUUUAUGUAUAAUUGGCUUUAUUUAUUCCAUUUUGAAGGGAUUCCCAACAUGUUUUGAGCAGAAUGACGUGACGACUAAAGCCCAACCAUCAGUCCCUCAUCGCUCAGAGCAAUAAGACGCUGAGACCCGUUUUCCCUCCCCUCGCCACGCCGGACGUGUCGCUCCUCACUGGCCGCUGUGCUCGUGCAAUAUUCAGAUAGUGCCUGACGAAUGAGCCGGACGGACGACAGCGGAGAGGAUCAGUGGAUUCAUUGUUUCAUCCCACUUCCAGGUUUUAAUCGGUGGCGAAUAUCGGUCAUAUCUCUAAGAUUAUACAUAUUUUAAUUGUCAUUUUUUUUAAUCAAGAUUUUUAUUUUUUUGCACCAAAUAAAUAAAUCGUUACCGUCAUCUCUGCAGGUUCUUUGAAAAGCUUUGGAUUUAAGCUGGGAAAAGGUGUUUUAUUUAACUGUCUGACAACGGAUGUCAAAAAGCAGCUUUCAGAGUCGGCUGAUCACAUCCUGACGGACAUUUAUGUCUCAUUGGUUUUAUUUUAGCUCCCGCAGCUCCUAAAUCUAAAGCUAAAGGGACCGUUUGACAUCCAGCAGAGCUGAGGAGACGCUUUCUCUUUUAACUCUCCAGUUUUUAAUUCCUAAAUUCAAAUGAAAAUUACUCUUUUUUUGGGGGGAGUUUUUUUACAUAUCUAAUGGUCAAAAUGUCCACGCUGGCUCUUAUUAUAUUAUUGGUUGGGUCUAGCAAUUGUUGCUUCAAAAAACUGGUGUUUCACUGUAGGGGAGAUGUAGUUUCUUAUUUACCGAUUUACUGACGCUGAAAUUUAGAAAAUGUGAUCAUGAGUUUCAGCCCUUUGAGAAUAUCGGUUUUCCACUGGUGAUGUUCAGUUUUUAAGAGUCAGUAUGUCCAUUUAAAAAUCGAUCACCAUGGAAACUCAGCAAAUUACUUUAUGCAACUUCAGUUCUUCACAAAACUUCAAAAUAUUUCAUCACUUUGAGAAUUUAUGGUGGGGGGGGGACAGGUGAAAUAGAAUUUUUUCCAAAUUUGAAAUGGGAUUUUUUUUUUGUCUUUGAUGCAUAAUUUUCAUUUUUUGUUUUUUGUACAGCAUCAUAUUUAAAAUAUUUACAAUUUUAAGUCUUAAAAAAACGAAUUGUAUUGUUUUUCCAUCAACAAUAAUAAAAUCAAGUAAUCAAUCUGAAAGUCCAUUUUUGGUUGUUGUGUGUUGGACUGAAGUUUUUAAAGAAAUUUGUGCAUCAAAACAAACUAUUAAUUUGAAAAGUAGCUUAAUAAAGCCGUUCAAUAGAUCCACAAAUUGAUAUUUAAUGACCAAAGUUUAACACCAUAGACACUAAAACAGCCAAAAGCGAUGGAAAAAUGAACCUAAAUGGACAAAAGUGUUCCCUGAGGGUUAAACGGAUGAGUUGUCCAGCGCUGUAAAGACGUCCCGUCCUCCUGUCCUCCAUGUCUGUUCAUGCAAGUUGCUGAAAGGACAGUGAAAUGUUCUGGUGUGUGGUUCAGGAGCUGCCGUCGACCACUCCGUCCGUCAGCCCAACCAUCUCCGCUCACACAGGAAACAUGGAGCUGAGCGUGUGUUUCCCCAGUCUGAUGUCAACUUCCUCAUGCAUGCACACACACACACACACACACACACACACCACACACACACACACUUUUGUAUAUAAACAAAACAGACCUUUUAUGGAGGAGAGCAUUUUAUAAAAACGUGUAAAAUAUGCACACUAUUUUUCUAAUGUCUGUAUGAGGAGACGGUGUGUGUGAGUGUGUGUUGUGAUCUCGUUCGGUGUGUGUUUGUGCAGAGUUGAGCAGUGUUCUUCACACAGGGAUUUCCAUGCGUUUGCCUCAGUCGCUGUGAAUGCAUGCGUCACGAACGGAGCUGGACGGUCUGAUCGCAGCUUCCUGAACAUCUCGGUGUGGAUUUCCUCUCUGAAGUCGGGGAAUUGAACAUUUUUUAACCGUUUCCUGUGCUUCUUAGUGAGGGAUGUGGACUGCCUCAUUGAGAGUCUACAUGUUCUUCAUGUCCAUCCAGGUUCUCAUCGCGACAAUGUUUCAGUGCCCAUGUUUGUUUUUGCUUUUUCUUUUUUCCAUAUCGCAUUAAAGGAUGUCAGAAGAAAGAAAGAAAAGUGGCUGUCAGCAGGAGCAGAGAGGAAAUAUCCCUGUAAUCUGUGACAAACUGAUUUAUUACAUAUGAAAUUAUCAUGAAAAUCAUCAGCUUCAGUUGUCUCAAAAUAUUACAAUAUUUGACAAAAUUAGAUUUUUUUUUUCAUAAUUUCUCUAAAUUCAGACGCCAUAAUCAACAUAACUUUAGACAUGUUUGUUUUUUAUGGUUCUAGACGUUGGUGAGUGCUCGAGCCCCUGUGCGCACUAACCACGUUUACACUGAUCUGGAAGAAAUAUCUGUUUAUGCAAGUUAUAUCUAAAUGAAAUGGCCUGUUUUCUGAUUCUGUGAGCUGUCACUUUUUUUUUAUUUUAUUGUAAUUUUUGGGGGAGGUACGGUUUCUUGGCCUGUGUGACACUGAUCCUCUCCGAGUGCCCACUGCUCACACGGCCAGACGCCCGGGACGCUUUGAAACGCUGGCGAUGGAGCAGGUGAACCGGUGAAUGAACUGACUGAUGUCCCCUCUGACCUGCCCCCGCGGAGCCGGAGCAGCCGAGCUGCGAGUGGCGGCAGGUCGUAGAAAAAUGAAGGAAGUGCCUUUCUGAAGCGGUUUUACCGGAUGUCGUGUCGACGUGGAGAAAACUGGACACACUGGACGUGCCACGCAGCUGCUGUCUGUAUCCAAACUGUGAAAGUCUUUCAGAGAUCAGAUGUGAUGAUGAUGAUGAUCAGAAUAUAAUGUUAUGCUGAUGAAGUAUUAAUAAAAACCAUAA